Molecule: messenger RNA, 709 nt
Organism: Peromyscus eremicus (cactus mouse)
Lineage: Eukaryota; Metazoa; Chordata; Mammalia; Rodentia; Cricetidae
Product: cancer/testis antigen 55-like
Exons: 3
Coding region: 230-694 (154 amino acids)
Source: RefSeq, a predicted model, not a curated record
GGCUGGGCAGUAGAAAGAGGUGGUCUCUCCCUGGGAGCUUCAAGGGAAGCUGCCAGAAGUCAGGGUGGUACCCUGUCACUGUCAUUCCUGAGGGCUGCCCUUUAGCUGGUCACUAGCAUCUCACAGAGGCUGGGGAAGAUAAGUGGGGCCAGACCCUGAGAUUCAUAACAUCAGGCCUGGUGAUUCAUUCAUAAGCUUGGGCAUUGCCCAGGCUGGUGGUGACACCAGUAUGCAGAGACUUUGGCGCCGAAUUUCAGCUAUCUUUCAGUGGAAGACAGGGUCUGAAGAAACACCACAGGAAAAACCUGAAGAUAACUCCAAUUUGAAGUCUGUCAGAGGAAUUGUGACCUAUCUCUGUACCGACUAUGGCUGGAUUAAUGAAUCUAUCUUUUUCAAUACUGACAUGUUGUGUGGCAAUGUCCCACUGAACAUUGGGACAAGUGUCAUUGCUCUCGUGGAAGAAAACGAAACAACUCAUAUCCAAAAAGCAAUCAAGGUGAAAACUGUGACUAACCCUGUGGAUGGUACUGAGCAAUCAGACCUUGACAGAGAACUUUGUAUUAAGUGUGUCAGCUCGGUCACACAGGACAGCAUCUAUAUCGACAAGGAAACAUCUUUUCCUGUCCAUCUCUUUUCUGGAGGUAAGAUUUAUAGUUUUAAAAGCAAAGAGCAAGAGUGUGGGAAGUGUCCUUGAAAUUGAAAGUGAGGU